GUCACGUCAGCAGACGUCGUGCGGGGAUUGGUAUGCUAGCUACAUUGAAACAAUCCGAACAACUCGAGCGCUCCAACAUUUCUCCGCUUUCCUUUUUCCUUUUUAAUUAUUUGUAGCACCGCAACACUUCACGCCGCUUUUAUCUUUCAUUUAUUCCCGUUUACGUCUUCAUGUUUAUUUACCGGAGGAGUUUCCGAGCCGGUUAGACGGGAGAGAGCGCGAGAACUUGUCGGUGUGUAAGUUUAUCUCACGUUACUUAAAAGUCGGCUGCUUUAAAGGCGAGUGUGUCGGGCUCGCGCACCACAACCGGAUUGGUUUCUCUUUAUUUACAAAUAAUAAAUAAAUAAAAGAAAUGUAUAGCAAUGCAGAAAUGGGUUCGGAUUGAUCCGGACGUGUUUCCCGGUUCUACAGACUGUGUCUCUGUUUCAAGCAAAGAAAAUAACAAUGAGGCUUAAAUAGCUUUGAGUACCCCGGCUCUCUGGACCUGCUGGAGCAAUGUUCCGAAUUUUUUAAAGGAACGUUUUUUUGCUCUGGUUCGAUUCUCUUUCAUGGACCAUUUUUUCCCCAAGUCGUUUUAUAUUCUUCUUGAGAUGCUAAUUUUAUAAGAGCAUGGUUCUGUGCCUGAUGCGCGUGCAAUCCGACACUGGUUCCGAUUCAAGUCCAUUGAAGUGAAGCUAAGAGGGGAGGUAAGUGCAUGGUAAGUAAAAAGUCGCCCACAUGCCCUGGCUUUGGGAACUGGAUCAGAGAAGCAUUGAACCCUUGCAGGCUGGUGGAAGAUGGCCGUGCUUCCCAGUAGGAGCGGGUGAGAACACGACCUUAGGGCGCAUUGGAUCUAUCGAUAAAGAUCUCGACCUGGACCGAAGGACACAUGCAGGCCAAAAAGCGGUAUUUCAUCUUGUUCUCCGCCAGCGCCUGCCUCGUACUGCUGCUGUACCUCGGUGGGGUGCAGAUCGCCGAAAGGAGCCCGGGCGGGAGCGACCGGCGUGGCCCGGAACCUCGCUGGCCCAGAUUUGUGGAGCGCCUCCAACCUUUCCUCGUGUCGGAUCGAGCGGGAAACGAGGACGGCGUUCCAACAUCGCCAAGGGACAAAAGAGAUGCCGUCUCUGGCGUAUACAAGGGCCGGAUGUGCCGCAUGGACUCGUGCUUUGACUUCUCCUUGUGCAAGAAGAACGGAUUCAAAGUUUACGUCUACCCUCAGGAGAAGGGCGAGAAGAUCUCCGAAAGCUACCAGAACAUUUUGGCUUCGAUCGAGGGUUCGAGGUUUUACACGUCCGACCCGGGACAGGCUUGUUUGUUUGUCCUGAACCUGGACACCCUGGACCGGGACCAGUUGUCCCCGCAGUACGUCCACAAUCUGAAAGCGAAGAUCCAGAACUCGAAUCUAUGGAACGACGGCAGGAAUCACCUGAUCUUCAAUUUGUACUCUGGGACGUGGCCGAAUUACACGGAGGACUUGGGUUUCGACAUCGGCCAGGCCAUGUUGGCCAAGGCCAGCAUCAGCACGGAGAACUUCAGGCCUAGAUUUGACGUUUCCAUUCCUCUGUUCUCUAAAGAUCACCCGAGGACAGGAGGGGAGAGGGGGUACUUGAAAUACAACUCCAUCCCACCGUUUCGGAAGUACAUGCUGGUAUUCAAGGGGAAGCGCUAUCUAACCGGGAUCGGUUCGGAUACCAGGAACGCUCUGUAUCACGUCCACAAUUCCGAGGACGUGGUCCUGCUCACCACCUGCAAGCACGGCAAAGACUGGCAGAAGCACAAGGACGCGAGGUGCGACCGGGACAACGCCGAAUACGACAAGUAUGACUACAAAGAAAUGUUGCACAACUCCACUUUUUGUCUGGUGCCUAGAGGACGGCGUCUGGGUUCCUUCCGAUUCCUCGAGGCUUUACAGGCCGCCUGUGUUCCUGUCGUGCUCAGUAAUGGCUGGGAGCUCCCCUUCUCCGAGGUCAUCAACUGGAACAUGGCGGCCGUCAUCGGGGACGAGAGGCUGCUUUUACAGAUCCCUUCCACUAUCCGCUCCAUCCACCAGGACAAGAUCCUUUCCCUCCGGCAGCAGACGCAGUUUCUCUGGGAGGCGUACUUCUCCUCCGUCGAGAAGAUUGUGCUCACUACACUCGAGAUCAUCCAUGACCGAGUGUUGCAGCACCUGAGCCACAGCAGCGUCAUGUGGAACAACCUGCCCGGAGGUCUCUUCGCCAUGCCGCAGUACUCCUCUUACCUGGGACACUUCCCUUUCUACUACGCCCCUCUCGGUAUCAAACCACAUCAGAAGUUCACGGCGGUGAUCCACGCUGUAACACCGCUGGUCUCGCAGUCACAGCCCAUCCUGAAGCUGCUAGCGUCUGUGGCCAAAUCGCAGUACUGUGCACAGAUUAUCGUCCUGUGGAACUGUGACAAGCCUCUACCUGCGAAGCACCGCUGGCCUGCGACCUCUCAGCCUGUGGUGGUGAUUGAAGGCGAGAGUAAGGUGAUGAGCAGCCGGUUCCUGCCCUACAGCACCAUCGUAACAGAUGCCGUGCUGAGUCUGGAUGAGGACACUGUGCUCUCCACUACUGAGGUAGAUUUCGCCUUCACUGUUUGGCAAAGUUUUCCUGAGAGGAUUGUGGGAUAUCCAGCAAGGAGCCAUUUCUGGGACGUCAACAAAGAACGCUGGGGCUAUACCUCCAAGUGGACCAAUGACUAUUCAAUGGUGCUGACUGGAGCUGCUUUCUACCACAGAUAUUACAAUUACUUGUAUACAAAUUACCUGCCAGCCAGCUUGAAGAGUAUGGUUGACCAGUUAUCAAACUGUGAAGAUAUCCUCAUGAACUUCCUCGUGUCUGCUGUCACCAAGAUGCCCCCCAUCAAGGUCACGCAGAAGAAGCAGUACAAGGAGACCAUGAUGGGACAGCAGACAUCGCGAGCCUCUCGUUGGGCAGACCCGGACCACUUCGCCCAGCGGCAGACUUGCAUGAACAAAUUUGCCAGCUGGUUUGGCAGCAUGCCCCUUGUCCACUCCCAGAUGAGACUGGACCCCAUUUUGUUCAAGGACCAGGUGUCUAUACUGCGCAAAAAAUAUAGAGACAUCGAGAGACUCUAACCUGAAAUCCCCGAGAGCCUUUUUUUUUUUUCCCCAAAGGGUGUGGAACGGAGCCUGGUGUCACCCCACGUAGGGCUAGAACAAGGCGGAGGACGUGGAACCCUCAGCGAGAGGGAGCGAGCUGGUCAAGACGAGGCGGAUGGUGGAGGCGGGGUUGGAUGCGAGGUUGUGCUUAAUGAAGUCCUGCUGUCAAAAAAUGUACGACAUAUCAUUGUGCUUGUCUGAUACACAUCAUUUGUUUUACACUACAGCAGGGGUUAUUUUUUGGCAGUUGGACUAGCUUGGCACAACCACACACACACACACACACAUUCAUAUCAGUGUGUCAGACUUCCACUACCCUGUGUUCAUGUUGCAAUCCUUUGCCAAGGUUAACCGUGACCAUGGCGACCUUGGAUGCGACAGGGAGCCACACACACACACACUUAACCACGCACAGUCCUGGACUUGAACAGAAGACGGUUAACAGGACCCUGAAGGCUUUUGCACCAGUCUCUCAUCACAAUGCAUGAUGGGGAAACGUUCUCUAGCUCUUACCUGCAUGCUCGUCUCAUCAGCCUUCAGUCCUGGUCCAUGCUUCAGAGUUGGCGGGUUUGCUACAUCCUGCGAAGCAACAAAAUAACGCGACGACGUCACGGUGCCUAACCUUUUGGGGUGCACUUGGGAGUCCAAAUAGGAUUCAAACGAAUGCAAAAAAAUAAAUAAAGAGCGCCUCGGUCAUGCUGCUUGUGUAUCUGCCCAAAGUUCUCCUUUUUUUCCAUCUGUCAUCUUUAGCUUUAUCUCCGAGAGAUCCUGACGUCAAAUCGUCAGCUUAAAUAAGCUGCACACUCAUUUCUGAGCCCAAAUUUUUUGGAACUCAAACACUACAUUUGUUGCUAUUUAAGCUGAAAUCCAUCAAUAAAACGUUCUUCUUCAGAGAGGCUUAAAAACGCCAGUACUUGCCAUUGAUCGGAUUUAUUUUUUCCACGUAUCAGAAUAUUAAUUUGCACAUUUUGAAAAAUUUAUCAUGAAGAAAUACAAUGCAGGCCAGAGUUUACUGUGGUAAUAGGUGUUAAAAGUUUGUUCAUUUAUUUUUCAAGGCAAGUUUAAUAGAGAGACAGGAAACGUAUUACUGUGGUAGGUGUGAGAAAUCCAUGAAAGCUGUGUGUAAAUUUAUUUAUCUUUGCCUCAUUAUGAUCAGAUGGACUUAAGAGAGCCUCCUUAUGAUCAGAUAGACUUAAUAUCUAUGAGGUAAUAUCUAUGUAUGUUUGUAAUAGUAAACCAUCUGCAGAAUUGCUUCCGCUGAAGCCCUGAGAAAUCCGUACAAAAUCCCCCAAAUUCCCCCAUGACGAUUAUAUAAUUGUACCCUAAAGUAUUAGAAUUAAAAUCAGUCAUUGUUUUAUUUAAAACACAUUGUUUUAUAUUCAUGCAAGGAGUCCAAGUUGAGGCAUGUUUUCCAGAUUUUCUUUAAAACAAGUAAAUGUCGGUACCAAUGCUGGUUGUUCUUCCCAUGUCGAUACAGUG
Molecule: messenger RNA, 4582 nt
Organism: Hemibagrus wyckioides
Lineage: Eukaryota; Metazoa; Chordata; Actinopteri; Siluriformes; Bagridae
Gene: ext1a
Product: exostosin glycosyltransferase 1a
Exons: 11
Coding region: 869-3079 (736 amino acids)
Cellular component (GO): membrane
Molecular function (GO): glycosyltransferase activity
Source: RefSeq, a predicted model, not a curated record